ACCACAACAUUACAUUUCUGACCACUCAAUCCUGCCUCUAUACUUGACACAUCAACCCCCCAUACUUUGUCCAACAUGGCUAGCGCUAACCCUUUCCAAAAGAACGCCAACUUGUUGGCCCCGUACAUGCAGCUGGACCAACGUGGCAAGGUCCAAGCUGAGUACAUCUGGAUCGAUGGAAUUGGCGAGAUCCGCUCCAAGACCACAACGCUCGACUCUAAGGUGAAGUCUCUUCAAGAGCUAAAGGAGUGGAACUUUGACGGAUCCUCCACCGAGCAAGCCCCUGGUGGCAACUCUGAUGUGUACCUGCGCCCCGCUGCGUACUACCCCGACCCUUUCCGCGGAGGCGACAACAUCAUUGUUCUUGCUGAGUGCUGGAACAACGAUGGCACCCCCAACAAGACCAACCACCGCCAUGCUGCCGCCAAGGCGAUGGAGCAGGCCAAGGCUCACAAGCCAUGGUUUGGCAUGGAGCAGGAGUACUCUCUGUUCGAUGUCGAUGGCAAGCCCUACGGCUGGCCCAAGGGUGGUUUCCCUGGGCCCCAAGGACCUUACUACUGCGGUGUUGGUGCUGGGAAGGUCUACGCACGUGACCUGAUCGAGGCCCACUACCGCGCUUGCCUUUACGCCAACAUCAACAUCUCUGGUAUCAACGCUGAGGUGUCACCCUCUCAAUGGGAGUUCCAAGUCGGACCCAGCGAGGGAAUCAACAUGGGCGACGAACUCACUGUCGCUCGUUACAUCCUGGCUCGCGUUGCCGAAGAGUGGGGGGUGAAGGUCUCUUUCCACCCCAAGGCCGUUCCCGGAGAUUGGAACGGAGCUGGAUGCCACACCAACUUCUCCACUGAGGAGAUGCGCAAGGAAGGCGGUAUCAAGGCUAUUGAAGCUGCCAUCGAGAAGCUGGGCAAGCGCCACAAGGAGCACAUUGCAGUGUACGGCGCGGACAACGACUUGCGUCUGACCGGAAAGCACGAGACAGGACACAUCGGAGAGUUCUCCUAUGGCGUUGCCAACCGCGGAGCUUCCAUCCGUAUUCCUCGUCACGUCGCUGCUCAAGGCAAGGGCUACCUCGAGGACCGUCGCCCUGCAAGCUCUGUCGACCCUUACCAGGUCACCGGUAUCAUCGUCGAGACUACUUUGCUUUAAGCGAUUCUGUUUUACUGCGUCGAUGCACGCGCUGCGGAAGAAUGUUUCCUGCAAGAGGCACGCUGAGAUCUCGAAUUUUGCAGCGCGAGGGAUGGGCUGUCAAAAGAGGCUGGUUGUUGCGAGACUGCCGAACUUAGCGAUUGAAUGUAAUGAGCUCAUCGAA
This is a messenger RNA of Ceraceosorus guamensis, 1309 nucleotides long. RefSeq names its product putative GLN1-glutamate--ammonia ligase. The record is from RefSeq and is a predicted model, not a curated record. Gene Ontology annotation, molecular function: glutamine synthetase activity. NCBI's taxonomy places the organism in Eukaryota, Fungi, Basidiomycota, Exobasidiomycetes, Ceraceosorales, Ceraceosoraceae. Bases 76 to 1146 code for a protein of 356 amino acids. The transcript has 8 exons. Gene Ontology annotation, cellular component: cytoplasm.